UGCAAGUCAACAGUUCUUAGUUAGACGCGAUUAGAAACGCACGCCAUCCACCGCAAGUGCUUGUUAGAAGAAAAUAAAAAUUUUUAUUCAGGAAUUGCAAUAAAAUAAAAACAAGUUGUGUAAUUAAAUAUAUUCAGAGCCAGUCAAUUAAGAUGUCAAAAAUACUCCUAAUUACCAGUUUCGUACUUUUUGUACUCUGCUUAUACGCCAAAGCAAAUCCUUUGGCUCAACCCUCUGCUCUACCGAGUGACGAUUUGGAGGUUGCUGAAUCAGCUUAUGGUCAUAAAGGCUACGGUGGUGGCUACGGAGGUGGCUAUGGAGGUCAUGGCGGUUAUGGUGGAGGUCAUAAAGGAGGCUACGGAGUAAUCGUUGUUCCUAUUAUUGUCAAAGGCGGAGGUUAUGGCGGUGGACAUGGCGGCGGAUAUGGCGGUGGUUACGGACAUGGUGGUAACUAUGGAGGUUAUGGAGGAAGAGGCCGCAAAGGUCACAAGAAGCAUUAUGGCUAAAAAGUCACAAAAUUAUAUAAAAUAUUUAGUUAAUAAAGAUAAAAUUUUGAUAUUUUUGUUAAAGAAAAUUUAACUUCUUUCUUUAUGCCACUCAAUAGCCAAAAAAACAUAACGUCGUUCUCGAUAAAUUUUCAAAAGUCAUAAGAAAAUAUAGUUUAAU
Culicoides brevitarsis is the source of this 666-nucleotide messenger RNA. RefSeq lists its product as uncharacterized. The coding region runs from base 153 to 506 and encodes 117 amino acids. The record is from RefSeq and is a predicted model, not a curated record. Lineage: Eukaryota; Metazoa; Arthropoda; Insecta; Diptera; Ceratopogonidae. The transcript is spliced from 2 exons.